Molecule: messenger RNA, 864 nt
Organism: Paramecium primaurelia
Lineage: Eukaryota; Ciliophora; Oligohymenophorea; Peniculida; Parameciidae
Source: the annotation of a GenBank genome assembly
AUGUUUAUUUCAAGUGUCUAUGCCUGGAAAUAAAUAAAAAGAUAUUUUAAAAUGAGAAGUAAUGCUAAACUUAAAACCUUAAGUGUUGCUAUUUCAGUCUUAUUGAUGAUUUUAAAUCAAAGAUUUUUAAUUGGCAAUUGUUCAUCAAUUAUGGAAUGUCUUUACAUAAAUGUAAAUUUGAAUUCAAUCUUAUACCCUUUGAUUUGUAAUACAUUUUUAUUCUUGGGUCCAAUAUACAAUUCAAUUUUGGAGAAAUAUCUCAAAAAUGAAGGCUUUGUAAAUAAAUUUAAUGAAAAUCCUUUUAAAGAUGAUAGAAUGUUAAUAAGAAUAGUAUUGGUAUAAUAAUUUUGUUAAUAAUAAAGGCUCCACUUUUAGAAGAGAUUACAUUUAGAGCAUUAUUUUAUUAAAAUGCAGAAAAUUAGUAUUAAUAUCGUUUAUUAUCUUCAAUUUUAUUUUCACUUGCUCAUUCACAUAAAUUCUUCUCAUUUUUUAAAAAAGAAAGAAAAUUUAGGAGUUUAUAUAAUUAUAAAGAAACAAAUAAAAUUUAAAAUUUUAAGACAUGUUUCACUAAAGCACUUUUAACAACCUGUAUUAAAAUCAUAGUUUAAUUUUAAUAGUAUUUAUUUUAAUGUUCACAUUUAUAUUCGGAUUUUAUGCUGCAUCAGUUUUUCUGAAGACUCGCUCAUUGAUUAGUGUAAUCUUGCUUCAUUCUUAUUGUAAUUAUUUAGGAUUUCCAAAACUUAAAUAGAUUUUUAGUAAUACAAAAGUAAAUAUUAUCAAAAGUAUUAAUUAAUUAUUUAAUUUUUAGUUUUGGUUGUUUAUUUUGUUGGAUUAGUGUUUUUCUAUUAUUUUAUAACUAUGUGA